UCUGCAUCAAUCUGCAAUGAGUAUGUGACACUGACAGAAAGAAAGCAUCAAUGCGGAGGCAGAGAAAUAUGAUUGCGGCUGUCUUUCUUCUGUGUGCUGUCAAGCUUCACAGCUCUGAUGGUGUGGCAGCGCAGUCCCAGUGCGUGCCCAGUCAUGAGGUGGAAUGUUUUGUGCCGGCUGACCAUCUGAAGGCAUCUGGUUCUGUCACAGUAGAAGUGUGCGCUGGUAGGACACUCGUCAUCUCCCUGGAGAACUUUUCUGAAUACUCUGUUUGCCGCUGGAUCAGAGGAGCAGAUCCAGUACUGACAGUAAAUGGGAGUCACUCCAUGUUCCUUCCAGCGCUAUCUGAGACAGAUUCAGGGGAGUACUCGCUGAGCUGUGAAACUAGCGAUGGGGUCAGAUCCUCAAUGAAUGUGUUUCUGCAAGUAGCAAUGAAACGUCCCACAAAACCAAAGCUGACACUGGACAACGUAAAUAACAAAUGGAGUUCCCCUGAUUUAGUGUGCAGCUCUGAGGGCUGCCCAAAGCCCACACUCCAGUGGUCUGGAAACGUUGAUGGCACAGAUGUUCCUACAAACGGUGGAAGUGCAAAGAGCAAAACCUCCAGCAGUAAAUAUUCUAAGAGAGGAGGGAUGUGCUGUGCUACUAACGCAGAAGGACAAGAAUGCUCCCAGCUGUAUGACUACGACCUAGACAGUGACUUUAGGAAAAGUGAUGAGGUUUCUAAUGUGACCGUGAGCCUCGGUCAGUCUUUACUUCUUCGCUGUCGAAUACAAAAGUAUGGGACUGGUGCUAAUGCGUGGGAGAAUGGCCGCAAAACAUUGGACGUUGAUACAUAUGCAUGCUCUUCUCAAGUCAAGAAGGAGAUCUGCAUUAAACAUGACGCGCAUGAAAACAGUGGGAUGUCCUACCUGUUCAUUGAAUCAGUGAGUGUGGACCACGGUGGCACAUAUACCUGCAGGAGAACAAACAACGACAGAACGUCGACAGUUGACGUUCACGUCCAAGCGGAGAGCUUCCUCUCUGUGCAGCUGGAGCAGAGCUUGAUCAUACCAGCUCAGAAUGCAUCCAGCUCCUGUUUGCGAGCCAGUGUUUCCUACCACCCUGUGCUCCAGCGCUGUUCCUGGGAAGCUCCUGAUAAAACUAGAACUAAAUGCAUCCGGAACAAUUGGGUGACAAAACACAGGACUGUGAAGCUAUGUGAUGAACUCAAAUCAGGAGAUUAUAAAUUACACUUGGAAGCUGGAGGAUUAAAAGAAACUAAGACUGUAUCAGUGUGUGUUGUAGGCACACCGAGGUUCAAACUCAGGAAUAACAACGUCAAUAAUACCGUCGUCAUUGAGACUGUGACUCUUGUGCCAGCAAAUUACACCUGGAUGUCUUGUUCUUUGUCCAAUGACAGCAGCUGUGAAACAGACUCUUCCUGGAAGGAGAUCCCAGCUGCGUCUCAAACAGACUCUGAUGUCUCGUGUCAGAAGACAAUCAAGAGCUCUCUGAGCGGAGGUCUAGUGGAUGGACUGCAUUUAAAGUUUUGCCUGACAAACUCCGUUGGCUCCUGGUGCCACAACAAUAUUUACUUCACUCCACCUUCCUUCCACUCCUCCAGAGUUGUUGCAAAUAAUGACAACAGCAGCUUGAUGGUGCUGAAAGUCGGCAGUGUGCUUCUGUUCCUGGCUUUGGCAGUGGUUAGCGUGGUGCUCAUGUACUUUGUCAAGAGGAAGAAACCUCAGUAUCAGCCCCAGCUUCAGAUCAUCCAGAUGGUUGGACCCAAUGACAAUGAUUACAUCUACAUCAACUUCAAGGAGUUUGGGUACAACCUGAAGUGGGAGUUUCCCAGGGAGAACCUGGAACUGGGUUCAGAACUGGGCUCUGGGGCUUUUGGCAUGGUGGUCCAGGCUACAGCGUAUGGCAUCAACAAGCCUGGAGUCCCGCAGCAGGUGGCUGUCAAGAUGCUUAAAGAGAAACACCAGACGGUGGAGAAGGAGGCCCUGAUGUCCGAGCUCAAGAUGCUGACUCACAUCGGUCAACAUGCCAACAUUGUUAACCUGCUUGGCGCGUGCACAGACACAGGACCCACAUACCUGAUUUUCCAGUACUGCUGUUAUGGAGAUCUACUGAACUACCUGAAGACAAACAGAGAGCGCUACCACAAGUCUGUGAGCGACGCUUUCACCAAGGACCGUUUCAGCAGCCUUUACCACAACCUGCAGCCCAGGAAAAGCUCUAGUGAGCCCGACACAGCAGUGGACAAUUACGUGCCCAUGCACAGCUCUACCACCAGAGGGCAGGAGGACAUCGCCCUCCUCACCAUCAACCCCAAUGACAUGGACAGCUUUGAAGACCUGACGAUCUUUGAAGACCCAGACGAUCCGACGGAGGACCUGCAGACCCUGACCUUUGAUGACCUGCUCAGCUUUGCCUUCCAAGUGUCCAAAGGCAUGGAGUUCCUCUCCUCCAAGAACUGUAUCCAUCGAGACCUGGCAGCUCGAAACGUGUUAGUGACGAAGGGCAGACUGGUGAAGAUCGGAGACUUUGGACUGGCCCGGGACAUCGACAACGACUCCAACUAUGUUGUGAGAGGAAAUGUGCGUUUGCCAGUGAAGUGGAUGGCACCAGAGAGCACCUUUCAGGGGAUCUACACCAUGAAGAGUGACAUCUGGGCUUAUGGCAUUCUGCUCUGGGAGAUCUUCUCACUUGGUGUUACUCCGUACCCGGGCAUGAAGGUGGACCACACGUUCUAUUCAAUGAUUGAGAGAGGAUUUAAGAUGGAGUGUCCAUACUACGCCAACGAGUCUGUAUACGGGAUGAUGUGUAAGUGUUGGGCUCUGGAUCCCUGCAACCGGCCAUCUUUCUCCAAACUGGUGUCCUUUAUGUGUGACCAGCUGACCGACAGAGAGGAGAAGAUCUACCACAACAUGCUUGACCAGACAUCCAGCGACUACCAAAAUGCAUCGGACAUUUUGAACAUUUCUGCUUUGACACAACCGAACGAGAAGAAGACGGCCAACGAUUACUGUCAAACCCGCUCGACUGAAGAAAGCAAAGCAGAAGUGUUCGACAGUGUGGCAGCUGAGGAGAAGCUAGAGAAGCCGUCUGAUAUGAAGUGAUCAUCUAUCACUGAACGCACGUUGACCAAAUGUUCAAAGCAUUUUAUCUAUAUUUUGUUAUAUUCUUAAUAAAAACUGUUUAAGAUUUUUGUCACAGUAAUAAUCUCAAGAGUGGCAGUACAAUGCACUUGCUUUAUAUUCAAUUAUAAUGUCACACAAAAAGAUUUUUAUUAUGUAUAUGGGAUUUCAGUGGAUUUUAAUUUGUGGCCUGAUAAUAAAUAUUGAUGUAUAUUGUGCAGCUCAAAAUGAAAAGGUUAAUUAAUAAAUAUUCUCAGGACUAAAGACA
Molecule: messenger RNA, 3393 nt
Organism: Cottoperca gobio
Lineage: Eukaryota; Metazoa; Chordata; Actinopteri; Perciformes; Bovichtidae
Product: fms related receptor tyrosine kinase 3
Biological process (GO): cell surface receptor protein tyrosine kinase signaling pathway; positive regulation of kinase activity; multicellular organism development
Cellular component (GO): plasma membrane; signaling receptor complex
Molecular function (GO): ATP binding; transmembrane receptor protein tyrosine kinase activity; growth factor binding
Source: RefSeq, a predicted model, not a curated record